AUGACUGUUACAGAUGCUCUCCGCAACCAGAUCAUACCCAUCUUGUUCGACCUCAUCGAGUCGAAAGGUGAUGAUCCUGGAAUGGAAGAUCGACGUGUGGAAAUUGCCGCGGUACGGGCGCAGUUGUGCUCGCGUUUUGCCAUGUUUCUGUGUUUGAAUGUCCUAUCCCUCGCAUAUACACCUAAUCCUUCUUUUAUUCUGUUGAAGCUACAAGAAUCUCUGUUUCUUGUUGUCGUUGUGCUAUUCGUCGUCCGCUGCGGGUUUCCGCAAGCUCUUGGCACAGAACUCUCCGCCCUCUGA
Molecule: messenger RNA, 300 nt
Organism: Strongylus vulgaris
Lineage: Eukaryota; Metazoa; Nematoda; Chromadorea; Rhabditida; Strongylidae
Source: the annotation of a GenBank genome assembly